CUACGUGUGUUGGCAUCAAGAACACAACUUAGUGUUUCUCUGUCCGCGGUACACGACGUCAAACCAGUCGUCAAAGCGAACUUGCCGUUGUCUACACCUGUGACUAAAAACGAAAGUGAACGCCAGUGAAAAAAUGUUGCUCAUUCAACCGACGGAGGAAAUGUCUAAGCUGAUUCGCUUGGAGCUUAAUGAAAAUGUUGAUACACGCGACAAGGAUCUACAGUACAUUAAAGAUUGGCUAUCCAAACAACCACAUUUGCCUACAUUUGACGAUGACUACAGACUGAUGACUUUUUUACGUGGAUGCAAAUUUUCAUUGGAGAAAUGUAAAAGAAAAUUGGAUAUGUAUUUCACGAUGCGCGCUCUCGUUCCCGAAUUUUUCGCCAACCGUGAUAUCACUAGACCCGAGAUGAGAGAAAUCACAAGCAUUGUCCAGGUGCCACCACUCCCUGGAUUAACUAAAAAUGGACGCCGCGUAAUUGUAAUGCGAGGCAUUGAUAAAGACCUACCCACUCCUAAUGUUGCAGAAGCAAUGAAACUAGUAAUGAUGAUCGGAGAUAUUCGUCUUAAAGAAGAACUUGUUGGUGUUGCUGGUGACGUCUAUAUUUUGGAUGCAACAGUUGCUACUCCAUCCCAUUUUUCUAAGUUCACACCUGCCCUCGUAAAAAAAUUUCUUGUUUGUGUCCAAGAAGCUUAUCCCGUCAAACUCAAGGAAGUGCACGUUAUCAACGUUAGUCCACUCGUUGAUACGAUUGUUAAUUUUGUUAAACCUUUUCUAAAAGAAAAAAUCAGAAAUAGAAUAUACGUGCACGGUAGCCUGGAAAAACUUUAUGAGUAUGUACCGAAAGAAAUCUUGCCAAAUGAGUACGGUGGCAAUGCUGGUCCGAUUCAAGAUAUUCAUGAUACUUGGAUAAGGAAAUUGGAAGAAUAUGGACCUUGGUUCAAAGAGCAAGAAGGAAUCAAGACAAAUGAAGCAUUACGACCUGGUAAACCAAAGACUUACGAUGAUCUAUUUGGACUCGAAGGAUCAUUCCGACAAUUAACGAUCGACUAGGGACAGUUAUUGUUGACUUAGUUUUUAAAAUAAACUUUUCCAUCAAGUUAUUCAUUGUUCUACGGUCAAUGGAAUUAUUUAGACGGGGUAGUACUGACCAUACUCUUACUAAAAUUUUAAUACAUCUUGGUAACAGUAUUACUACAUCGCGUAUUCAUAGCUCUCUUGUAGAUCUGUGAAUAUUCAUUAAAGGCGUUGAGUUUGCUUUUUUACUUUCAUUUUUGUCGCUCAAAUAAUGAUUAAAUACUUCUUAAAACUUUUAUACAAGUUUUUAAAUUAAUACUCAUGUAAAUAUUUAUUUGGUGUAUUGCUUAGCAAAAUAAAUUACCUAUGCUCAACCACACUCAUACUUUCAUGAAUUAUGUCGGAAAAAGUCUCUGAAAAAUUUUACUUUUUUCUAAACUUCAGAAUCAUUUUAAAAAUGAGCAUAAGAUUUACAAGUUUUAAAACGACCGUAGUCGCAAUCACAGAGAUCAUCUAAUGAAACAGACAGGAAACAGUGGAAAAGAUGGAAUAUAAUUGAUAUUAUCAACUACUGAUGUAUUUGUACGUUACGUAUCGAACAUAGUUCUUAAUAUAAAUUUUGUUGGUGAUGUAGGGUGUCGGUAUCUAUUUUUGACGUGGUAUACGUAUAUCUUCUUUCAAUUCUAUUACAAUUUCAUCUCAUGUCUCAAAUAGUAAUAAUAAUAAUAAUAAUAAUAAUAAUAAUAAUAAUAACGAAUAACUGAAUAAAAGUUUUUAUCCAUUUAAAUUCUUAAUAGUCAUCAUAAGAACAAUGU
Phymastichus coffea is the source of this 1833-nucleotide messenger RNA. Its product is annotated as alpha-tocopherol transfer protein-like. Gene Ontology annotation, cellular component: membrane. Bases 134 to 1054 code for a protein of 306 amino acids. NCBI's taxonomy places the organism in Eukaryota, Metazoa, Arthropoda, Insecta, Hymenoptera, Eulophidae. Gene Ontology annotation, molecular function: phosphatidylinositol bisphosphate binding. The record is from RefSeq and is a predicted model, not a curated record. The transcript has 5 exons.